GAACCUGCAUCCAUGUCCACGGUUACGAUGGCCGUGGUGGCCGGCGAGACGCCGCAGUCACGCGGCGUAUAUGCCGCUCGUUUGCUGGUACUCGGCCCAGCCACUACCUGGUUGCUUGGCGUCCUCGUUGCCUUACCCUUCCAAACGAGCUCCAUCGUCUCCACUCUCCACAGCCCAGCCUCCACCUACCGCAGCACCAGGUGCUCUCGUCGCGCGGCGGCGGAGAGGAUGUCAUCGGCGCCGGCGCCGGUGUUCGAGAGGCUGGCCGGGAUCCGGCCCCUCGCCGAGUCCGGCCGUUUCAAGGCAUGGUUCCUGGACCAGUUCGGCGUUCUUCAUGACGGGAAGAAACCCUACCCCGGCGCCAUUUUGGCAUUGGAGAAGCUCGCUGGGAAUGGCGCCAAGAUGGUGAUAAUCAGCAAUUCCUCGAGGCGGUCGUCUGUAACCAUGGAGAAGCUGCAGAGCCUUGGGUUUGACACGUCUUGUUUCCUCGGGGCGAUCACCAGCGGGGAACUCACCCAGCAGUACCUUCACAAGAGGGAUGACCCAUGGUUUGCAUCUCUGGGAAGGAAGUGUAUCCAUCUGACAUGGGGCAAUCGAGGUGCAAUUUCUCUGGAGGGACUUGGUUUGCAAGUUGUGAACAAUGUUGACGAUGCAGAGUUUAUACUAGCCCAUGGUACUGAAGCCCUGGGUUUACCUUCUGGUGAUCCACUUUCGAAAAGUCUUGAGGAGCUUGAGCAGAUUCUAGUGCUUGGUAUACAAAAGCGACUUCCAAUGGUGGUAGCUAAUCCAGAUUAUGUCACUGUUGAAGCUCGAAACCUGCGUGUCAUGCCUGGCACUCUGGCAGCAAAAUACGAGUGUCUUGGUGGUGAAGUAAAAUGGAUGGGGAAACCUGAUAAGGUUAUAUAUACAUCAGCAAUGUCCCUAGCAGGUGUUGAAGCACACGAAUGUAUCACCGUAGGUGAUUCGCUGCACCACGACAUCAAAGGCGCAAGUGGAGCCGGAAUGACAUCUGCAUUCAUCACUGGAGGGAUCCAUGCGGCUGAACUGGGACUCGGUGAAUUUGGAGAAACUGCUGGAGAUGAUGCCGUCAGUGCGUUGUGUUGCAAGCAUAGCUCAUACCCAUCUUACGUUUUGCCUUCAUUUGCAUGGUAGAAAACACGGUUUAGAUUCGGGCACACCGUUUAAACAGGAUUGCGGUCUAGGAUGAUGAUGCGUUUUUCAAUUGUCAAGUGAGCAUCAAGGCCGUGGAGGUGUUUCAGUGCCGCGCUAAAUUAUUAGCAUUAUGCAUUUUCCGGCAAUAAAAUAUCUGUUGAUUUGAUUGA
Molecule: messenger RNA, 1322 nt
Organism: Aegilops tauschii subsp. strangulata
Lineage: Eukaryota; Viridiplantae; Streptophyta; Magnoliopsida; Poales; Poaceae
Cellular component (GO): chloroplast; cytoplasm
Molecular function (GO): phosphatase activity
Source: RefSeq, a predicted model, not a curated record